AUGUCUCAUCUCAUGGACACCAUACUAGCACUAGGAACGCGCACGACAGUUCAAGGUGGAAGUGGAACAACCGCCCAACCAAGCAGAUACAACUUCACCUGGGAUCACCCAGUCAACAGUCACUGCGUACCCUCCGGGGGGAGAUCACCUACUCCCAGGCCAAAGGAAGCGAUGGCAAUGUUAUACGUGAGCUGUCUUACGCGACCGAGCAGGCGGAAGUUCUACACGCGCAUAUACCGGAAUCGUGAUGCGAUUUCCAAGCUCGUUGCUCAUCACCUCAGCAUCUACCCUUCAGCUUGUCAAGUGGAAGUGGAAGAACCAAAGAAAUGGAUGAGUGGUAGCUUCAACCUCUGCGUCCCUGUCAACGUCAAUACUUUUACGACGCAUUUCAUCGAGGAAGCAGAUGGAAGGAUGCUUUCAGAUGACUGGCGUGACAAGCACGAUGAUGAUCAGACACUACGGAUGAAUUUGUUCCGAAACCUUGCAAAAAUCAUCCUCACCCUCAGCCACAGGCCCUUGCCGAAAAUUGGAUCCUUCACGAUUGAUAAUGAUGGUUUUCUACGACUAGAAAACAGGCCUCUCGCUGCUGCUAAGUCGACAAUUGUGGAAAACGAGGAGACACCUCUUGAUAUCCCCCGAGAUCGUGUGUACCCUACAGUUGACUCUGAUGUUAACGGUAUCUUAUCCGUCCACGAUAGUUACUUACGCUACCAGCCAAAUUCACUCGCUUGUGUUGCAGAUUGUGUCACUCAAAUGUCAGCAUUAUCCAUGAUGCGCGCUCUAUCAGCCCGGUUUCUCGAGCCUGGUCUGAACCAUGGACCAUUUUAUCUUAGCUUGACUGAUUUACACGCAAGCAACAUUCUUAUUGAUGACGACUGGAAUAUCAAGUAUCUGAUUGAUCUUGAGUGGGCCAUUUGCGCAACCAUUGGAAUUCUUGCAGCUGCCUUACUGGCUAACUGGCGAGACUGGGGAUGA
Messenger RNA from Blastomyces dermatitidis ER-3, 975 nucleotides. RefSeq lists its product as uncharacterized. The transcript is spliced from 3 exons. NCBI's taxonomy places the organism in Eukaryota, Fungi, Ascomycota, Eurotiomycetes, Onygenales, Ajellomycetaceae. The record is from RefSeq and is a predicted model, not a curated record. The coding region runs from base 1 to 975 and encodes 324 amino acids.